AUGAUUCAAAAGCCCGGUCUAAUCAGUUUGCAAUUCUCUGGAGUUUUGGCUGAUUCGUGGGAUAAUAUCACAGCCCUGGCUGACCCGAUACCUCUUCCGUGGCUCCCAAAAGACUACCCCCUUCCGGGAUUUGAAGACUGGUAUGAAUCAGACAAGAAGCAUUACGACGCGGCAGCAGAUCCGUUGAAGAUUUCCAACUUGGACGAAGACGUAAUUUCAAGUUUACAUGGCAGGCUUAAAGAUAUCAGCAUUCGUCACAUCGUAUUUCUUGUGUUAGAAUCAACAAGGAGGGAUGUCUUCCCAUUAAAGAAGGGCGGAUUUAUUUGGAAUGCACUGGCAAACUCGUUUGAGAACAAGACCAUACCGGACGAGGCUGAGAAAAUGCUUACCAGUCUUACAACUACCGCCAACUAUAUAACGGGUGACUACGACGACGGGUUUGGUCACAGAGAGCACAAGAUCCGUGGCGGACUAAUCGCGAACAAUGCCCAUACCGGAAGCGGCUACACACUUAAAAGUGUGGCUGCCGUCUUAUGCGGACUGGUGCCUGCAGCCAUAGAUUUCAAUGUUGAAUUUAAGAGUCACUUCUACCAGCCUUGCCUGCCGCAUAUUCUGCAGGCCUUGAGCACUCUAACGCUUGAUACGCGUCACAAUGACGAAGAUUUUACCUCCUUCCCAUGGCAAUCUAAGUUUAUGCAGUCUGCAGUGGGCACAUUCGACUACCAGGAGCCGCUGAUGGCGUCUAUGGGCUACACGAAAGAAAACGUUAUUACACGGGAAUACUUACAAAGCGAUGAGGCAAAGUUUGGUAAACAAAAGGUAGCUGCAACUAAUUAUUUUAGUAUACCAGAAGUGGCCCUUAAGGAAUAUAUCCGCGAUACAUUUCGGUUAGCCGAAAACACUAAAGAGCGGGUUUUUCUUUCUCACUUAACCAGCACUACGCAUCACGAUUGGGGCAUUCCGAAAUCCGAGUCAUAUAUUCCCCUAGCGGGAUCACACGAACUAGAGAGCCUAUCAUACUAUCUAAAUUGCAUUAGAUACCAGGACCGAUGGUUAAAACAGAUUCUCGAAAUCUUGGAAGAAGAGGGUGUUGCAAAUGAGACGCUGGUAGUUGUGACAGGGGAUCACGGCACGCCAGUUGCUGAGGGAGGUGUGGCAACUUAUAACAACCCUCACACUAUAAGCUAUCAGGUACCGCUUAUAUUUUCGCAUCCAGAUCUCCCACGAACUGAAAUAAACGAUGCAGUCACGUCAGUUGCAAUUCUACCAACCAUACUGGAUCUCCUCAUACAAUCAGACUCGAUAUCUACACCCGCUGGCAAGGCAGCACAAGAUCUGCUUAAGAAUUUCGAGGGUCAAUCGUUGUUACGUCCCCUGAAGAAGUAUUCAGAAGAAACUGGUCAAGGAGAUUGGCAAUUCACAGUGACAAACCCCGGUGGGACAAUGAUAUCCAUCCGUGAUGCACGUCACCCCUCUUGGCAUCUAAUCGUUCCUCUUGGUGCUGAAAACGAGUGGCGCUUCGUAGACUUAGACCAGGACCCUUACGAGAAUAAUCCAAUUAUAUCUCUUGACAUGGAUACUCUGCAAUCUGAGCUGAAUCGAAAGCAUGGAGAAGGCACCGCAAGCUGGAUUGAAGAAGCUACUGCAGUGUGUCGCUGGUGGGUUGAAGAGAAUAAAAGGCGUUGGCGCUAUGAUGAGCAUUCAAAUCAGGCAGCGCCAACAAGACGGAGGUCGGGCCUGGAAUCUUCUGUAUUAACAUAG
Metarhizium robertsii ARSEF 23 is the source of this 1761-nucleotide messenger RNA. Its product is annotated as sulfatase domain protein. Lineage: Eukaryota; Fungi; Ascomycota; Sordariomycetes; Hypocreales; Clavicipitaceae. The record is from RefSeq and is a predicted model, not a curated record. The coding region runs from base 1 to 1761 and encodes 586 amino acids. The transcript has a single exon.